Molecule: messenger RNA, 1791 nt
Organism: Aspergillus homomorphus CBS 101889
Lineage: Eukaryota; Fungi; Ascomycota; Eurotiomycetes; Eurotiales; Aspergillaceae
Product: WD40 repeat domain-containing protein
Exons: 1
Coding region: 159-1724 (521 amino acids)
Molecular function (GO): protein binding
Source: RefSeq, a predicted model, not a curated record
CUACUUCUUGCCUCUUCCCUUCCAUUGCACUUUCUUGGAUUUUAUUAUACUCCCUCUGACGGCCGCAGGAGAAUCCAUACAUUACCUACCUCUAGUCGACCUAUUCCCCCCCGGUUUUUGCAACCUCAUAUUCUGAUACCCCCGCGCAUAAUUCCAUCAUGUCCUCCCAAGAACCUCACCGUGAGGCCAACGAGGAUGCUUACUUCCAGGCCGACGACGCCGAGGAAAUCUUCCAGCGCGACGAGGACCAGCCUAUGGAGUCCGACGGCGAAGAUGAGGACCAGCCCAUGACCUACGAAGAACAAGAAAUCACAUUGGAGAACGACUCGGCGGCGCACUUCGACAGCCAUACCGACUCGGUCUUCUGCAUCGCGCAGCACCCCGUGCACAACCAAAUCGUCAUCACCGGCUCCGGCGACGACAAGGCCUACAUCUUCGACUCGACGCCGAACGCCGUGCGGCCGCUCCUCCCCCCGAGCUACGAAUCCAACCCGCAACCGAAACAAGAGCGGGAGUCCCUGCAACCGCUGGCGCAGCUGGUCGGCCACACGGACACCGUCAACGCGGUCGCCUUCACCGAGCCCAGGGGCGAGUACGUCGUGACGGCGGGGUUGGACGGCAAGCUGCGCGCCUACCGCGACGCUACGCCGCAGUUGACCGGGCUCGCCUGGGAGUUCGUCGCCGAGACGCAGGAGGUCGAGGAGAUCAACUGGGUGGCCGUGUGCCCCAACGUGCACGGUGACGAGGAGAAGAAGAACGUGAUCGCUCUGGGCGCCAACGACGGUAGCGCCUGGGUCUUCCGCAUCGACCACACCGACGCCGCCCAGCCCAUCUCCAUCAUCCAGACCUUCUUCCAGCACACCGGUUCCUGCACCGCCGGCGCCUGGACCCCCGACGGCAACCUCCUAGGCACCGUCUCCGAGGACGGCAGCUUCUACGUGUACGACGUCUUCGGCGUCGCCGCCGCCGCCGGGGUCGCUUCCUCCGCCGGCACCAGCGCCGUCGUCGGCCUGACCCCCGAGGACCAGCGCUUCGCCGUUGACGGCGGCCUGUACUCUAUCGCCAUCUCCCCCGGCGGCACCAUCGCCGCCGUCGGCGGCGCCGAGGGCCACAUCAAGGUCGUCGGCCUGCCCCGCCUGGCCGCCGCCCCCACCGGCGGUGCUGCCGGCAAAGCCAAGGGCAAGGCGGCGUCGCAGGCGCAGACGGGCGCCUCAGCCGCCGGCACGCUGCUGGCGUCGCUGCAGGCGCAGUCCGACGGCGUCGAGACGUUGUCUUUCUCGUCUCCGCCGCUGACCCUCCUCGCGGCCGGGUCCGUCGAUGGCUCGAUCGCCCUGUUCGACGCCGCCCACCGCUUCGCCGUGCGUCGCCACAUCGGCGAGGCCCACGAGGGCGCCGUCGUCAAGGUCGAGUUCCUGCAGAGCCGCGCCGGCGUUGGCUCCGCGCCUCCCCGCGCCGGUCUUCCUUCGUCUGCUUCUACCCCGCAGAGCCAAUCGUGGCUGCUCACCUCCGUCGGCAUGGAUGGCAUCGUGCGCCGGUGGGACGCCCGUGGCGGCACGGCGGCUGCCGCGCACGGUCUGCUCAAGGAGUGGAAGGGCCAUCUGGGGCUGGUCGAGAACUCCGAGGGCGAGCAGUCCGGUGGUAUCAUGGCCUUUGUGCAGAGCGCUGAUGGCAAGCGCAUCGUCACGGCCGGUGAUGAUGGGAUUUCUCUGGUGUUUGAGGAGUAAACCUGUUGGUUUUGUUAUGAUUAAACUUAAAAGUGGAUAGACGUGUGCCAAUGUGGGAUCGGCUGGG